GUACUCCCAAGUCCCCAUUGUUGCCUGAUAACUAUAUAAUAAGCAGUGCUGUAGUCCGAAAUUCGCACUUCUGCAGGUCGUCUAACCAGAGCCACCGCAGGAAACAGCCGUCAUGAAGACCUUCGUUGCCAUCGCACUCUUGUCUGCUGCCUCCCUGGCGUAUGCUGGGCCACGCGUGAAGACCGACUCUCCCAGCGCCAACGGUGCUCCGUUAACAUCAGGAAGACUUAGUGGCAGACUUCCCGGAGCGUCCGGAUUUAGCAGUCCUGGUGGAAUGAGCGGAGCUAGUGGACCUGGCGGAUUUGGCGGACCUGGCGCAUUUGGCGGACCUGUCGGACUUGGCGGACUUGCCGGACCUUUCGCACCCGUUGGAUCUGCCGGCGCUGGCCCACAAGUUGGCCGCCCAAGUUCUGGCUUUCAGGGUUUCGGUGGACCCGCAGGACCCGGCAGUGCUGGCGUAUUUCCCAGUUUCCCCGGUGCCUUCUCUGGCCCGAGCGGAGUAUCCCCCGCCGGAGCCGGCGCUUCACCCGUUGGUCGCCCUGUAUCUGCUGGUCCUAGCGCUGCACCCUCAGUUGGCCGACCUGGAGCACCAGCCGGAGGCUUCCUACCCAGCAGUGUCGUCCUUGGAGCAUGGUACCCUGGUAGCUACAACGUAUGGCCAACGUAUGACCCAGUAUAUUACGGACACGGUCCCUACGGCUUUGGCUUCGGUGAUGGCUACGGUUUUGGCUCGGCUGGCGUUCCUCUCGGCGGAUACUUCUACGGUCUUCCCGGAGACUACUUCGGCGAUAACGGCUACUGGGGCGGCCUCGGUGGCUAUGGUUAUGGCUACCCUGGCCUGGGUUUCUCCUGGGGCCCUCACGCUUCCAGAGGUUUUGGAGCCUCUUCGUCUUCUGCCGGUUCUUCCGCUGGCCAGGGCGCUGGAAGUAGUAGCCUUGCAGCUGGAAGAGCUAGUGCACCCGGCAGUGCUAGCAGCGCCAGCCAAUCACCCGCAAGGCAAUAACAACCCAAUGGGACCGUUCCUGGCCAUCCCACAGAAGCUAAAUAUACUUUCUGCAAUUUCCUAGACAAUAAAUUAUUUCAACAAAUUUUGCAACGAGAGAAAAUGGGCGAAUAAACAGAGUAAUCUCAUUUACUACAGACUGAAUAAAAGAGCUCAUUUUUCAACAGAAA
Dermacentor albipictus is the source of this 1173-nucleotide messenger RNA. Its product is annotated as spidroin-1-like. NCBI's taxonomy places the organism in Eukaryota, Metazoa, Arthropoda, Arachnida, Ixodida, Ixodidae. The record is from RefSeq and is a predicted model, not a curated record.